CUUCAAUGUUGCAGAGCCCUGGCGAUGAUGUCUGCGGUCCCCUGCGACAAGAAAAAUGAUGAUAUACCCUUUGCCGGCAACCUUCGAGAUCUUCUCUUCCUGUGGUAUCACCCAUAGCAGUGAUUACGUCCCUGUCACCGCUCAUGCCCACCUGACUUCAAGUGACCCGACGGUCGACACCCUUUCAGCGUCCCCCUCGGCCCUCUCACCUUUGCCGUCUACAUAUUUCUCGCCCCCUCUAGUUGCUGCUUUCCUGCCCUCUCCUGCCUGCCCAAGGCAGUCUCUUUCCCUUUCAGAUCAGACCUGUCCAUCCUUAAUGUCUAGUUAGGUGCGAUAAUGUCUAACUCAGAUCCCCCCGCUACCCCACCGAGACAAGGCGAACCUAUCCCUCCCAUCAUCCUAGAAGAAGCGGAAGCGGCAGCUGCAGCUGCUCAAGAGGAGGCGUGUGGUGGUCCAAGAGAGCCAAAUGUGUCCAAUUCUUCGCCAGAAGGACAUAUACGGCACCAUGGCGGCGUCUCUCCCCACCUGGAGGAUGUCCCUCCGCCAGCCUACAAUGGCGCGGAGUACGGACAGCUGGACAUAAGUCAGAACGGCCUUGAUACGGGCGCACGGAUAGCCAGUGAUGGCCGAGUCAAUAUCAACAUCAACCAGCACAAGGGCAAGCUCACGAGCUUGCUUUUGCCUGCUCUGCGCCGCCAAUUGGAGUUGUCGAGGCAGAAACCUCCCUCAGAGCCACCCGUUCCCGAGGGGCUGGGAGAGGUGGACGGCCUUCCUCCACCGCCUAUGAACAUUGUGAUUCAAAUCGUGGGCAGCAGAGGAGACGUGCAGCCCUUUGUGGCAUUGGGCCAGGUGUUGAAGAACAAAUACAAGCACCGUGUCAGAAUCGCCACCCAUCCCACGUUCAAACAAUUCGUCAGAGAGAACGGUCUGGAAUUCUUCAGCAUAGGAGGAGAUCCCGCCGAGCUCAUGGCGUUUAUGGUCAAGAAUCCGGGUCUUAUGCCGGGCAUGGAUUCCCUCAAAAGUGGAGACGUGGGCAAGCGAAGAAAAGGCAUCUACGAAAUCGUCACAGGUUGUUGGAGAUCCUGCAUUGAGGCUGGAGACGGUAUGGGCAUGCCACUCAGCGAUGAUAAUAUGGAUGCGCGCAGCUUCGACAGUGCGAUGUCUUUCGGCAUAGAUCCGACUCUGAAGCCCUUUGUCGCAGACGCAAUCAUUGCGAACCCACCGAGCUUUGCUCAUGUGCACAUUGCAGAGAAGUUGGGCGUUCCCCUACAUCUGAUGUUCACCAUGCCUUGGUCGCCAACGCAGUCUUUUCCACAUCCUCUCGCGAAUAUCAUCUCUUCGAAUACAGACUCCAGUAUUACAAAUUUUGUCACCUAUGCCCUGGUGGACAUGUUGACCUGGCAGGGCCUGGGGGAUGUUAUCAACAGGUUUCGGGAGAGAAGUCUGGGCUUGGAACCCGUGAGUAUCAUGUGGGCGCCCGGCAUGGUCAGCCGAUUGCGCAUUCCGUGGACUUACUGUUGGUCGCCGGCUUUGAUCCCGAAACCACCAGACUGGGGCAGCUAUAUCGACAUAUCGGGUUUCUUCUUCCUCAACCUAUCUACCAACUAUACUCCACCACAAGACCUAGCAGACUUCUUAGCUGCCGGACCACCUCCUGUCUACAUUGGCUUCGGCUCUAUCGUGGUCGAUGAUCCGAAUGCCAUGACUAAGAUGAUAUUUGACGCCAUCAAAAAGACUGGCCAGCGAGCGAUAGUCUCUAAAGGCUGGGGUGGGCUCGGUGCCAAUGAGUUAGGAAUACCGGAGGGUGUCUUCAUGAUUGGGAAUUGCCCUCACGAUUGGCUAUUCCAACACGUGUCGUGCGUGGUGCAUCAUGGUGGUGCAGGUACAACUGCUGCCGGUAUAUUAGCCGGUCGACCAACGGUGGUAGUUCCAUUCUUUGGCGAUCAACCGUUCUGGGGGUCAAUGACCGCCAGGGCCGGCGCAGGCCCAGUACCCAUUGCGUACAAGAACUUGAAUGCCGACAAGCUUGCCCACUCGAUCUUGGAGGCGUUAAAGCCGGAGUCCCUCGAACGCGCAAAGGACCUGAGCAUGAAGAUCAAGGCAGAGGAUGGUUGUGAAGCUGGCGCACAGUCUUUUCACAAGCAGUUGCACAUGUCGAGCCUCAGAUGCUCGUUGGAUCCGUCGAGCGUUGCUGUCUGGCGUGUGAAGCGGACGGAUAUCCGUCUGUCGCCGCUUGCAGCCACUGUUCUCGGAACUGAGGGCCUGCUGGACUUCUCGGACCUGAAACUUUACCGUCCCCGAGAGUAUGAGACAGAAGACGGGCCGUGGGAGCCAAUAUCUGGCGGUGCAGCUGCUUUGAUUGGAACACUUGGAAAUCUUUCCAUGGGUAUCGCAGAUUUCCCGGUUGAAAUCCUCAAGUCAUUGAAGACCGCCUCGGGAGAAUUGAAAGAAAUCCACGAGAGACGCUCAAAUAGUGGCACUUCCACACCCGUCGCGCCCUCGGAACGCCAGUCUUCUGAAGUUGCGGGUGCAACAGCGGCAACGAUCACGCCCGUCCAAUCUCAGCAGUCAAUUUCGUCGGGCACAACCGCCGCGGCACCUUCAUCCAUGUCGACCGUCUUGACCGCAGAUGGAUCAUCAAAAGUUUCCCAUCAUCACCGCCAUCAUAGCCUGUCUCACCACCGAUCCCGAUCCCGCUCUGGUUCGCCGGCAGCAAAUGGAAAUCGUGACCCCUGCGUCGGCGAAGAAGUCGGACAAGUCUCGCUGGACACGGCCAUAUCUGGCGCCAAAGCGGCUGGUAAAAUCAUUUCAGCUGGUGUCAAGUCGCCCAUGGAUUUUACACUGUCUCUAGCAAAAGGAUUCCACAAUGCACCGAAAUUAUACGGAGAUGAGACCGUGCGACAGAACGAAAAGAUCGUGGGACUUCAUUCCGGCUUGCGGGUGGCAGGCAAAGAGUUUGGAUAUGGUUUCUAUGACGGCAUCACAGGUCUAGUCACUCAGCCACUAGCAGGGGCCAAGAAAGAGGGUGCAGCUGGUUUCUUCAAGGGAGCAGCCAAAGGCAUCGGCGGCUUAGUCCUCAAACCUGCGGCGGGUAUAUGGGGACUCCCGGGAUACACUGCCAAAGGCAUCUACAGCGAGAUUUCCAAACACUUUGGAAGCUCCGUGCAGAAUUACAUCAUCGCGGCUCGGACAGCGCAAGGUUUUGAGGAUUGGAAAAACAGUACUCCAGAACAAAGACAACGAAUUGUCACGGCUUGGAAAGAUGGCAGGCUGGAAACUCGAAAGCAUGGGCAACUGUACGGAAACGAUCGCAAGGUGGCAAUUGAAAGUCACAUUAUCACGAGGACCAAGACGGAUUCUGUUGAAUUGAUUCACGGAUUCAGAAACACGCGACACCUGAGCUGGGAUGAAAGAAAGGCUCUUGCUGAACGAAGGGACCAGUUGAAACAGGAAGAAAAGGAAUUACAACGCCGUGAAAAAGAGAUUAAAAGGGAAGAGAGGAGAAAAAGCAAGAGUGGUGGCAAGAUUAAGAGCCGAUGCAAAUUUUGUCCCUUCGACCACGAAACCAGCCACCAUCUCAAGCACAGCCAUUCUCUCUCCAGUCUGGACUCUUCGCUCAGCCGUGGCAAUACGCCCUCGCAGUCCCAAGACAACGUCCUGGCUGACUAUGAGCACGCAAUCAAGCAUUCCGUAAGUUCAACUAGUACAGGCAACCCAAUGGAAGAUGCUGUCAUUGAAAGGGCACUUCGAGCGAGUCUCCUGGACCUGCACAGUUCAGGCCAUGAUCCGAACAAGUAUUCUGAUGCAGCAUAUCAACAAGCCAUCCAGGCUAGCAUCCGAGAAUUCAAGAGAGCUCAAGAAGAACAUGCUCGACGGAGCGGUACCUUAUCCACAACUACAGAAAAGCCAGAGGACGAGCAUGACGCCGAACUCGAAAAGGCUCUUGCGCAGAGUCUGGAAGAGCACAAGCUGGCCCAGGCUGCAGGAGAUCAGGAUCCAGAUCUGGCGUAUCAAGAUCACCACCAUUUGGAUGACAGUGAUUCUGGAUUGGACACCGACUACGACGAAAGGUUCAUGCGCAAGCUUGAAGAGACUAAAAAGCUUCACACCGAAAACGAACUGAAGAAGAAAGAGCUUACAGAUCGGGAAGCUGCACUGACGGCCACGAAUGGACAUACAGAAUCAGUCACUGCCGCCAAGGAAGCUACAGUUGACGAGAACGAGAACGACGAAGAAUUACAGCGGGCUAUAACUGUAUCGCAGGAGGAAGACUCCAAGCGCCAGGAAGAACUUACGAGAGAGAGAACAGAAGAAGAGAUUGUGUUGGAGUAUGUCAAGAAGCAAAGCCUCAUCGAGGAGGAACUGAGGAAACAGAGGGAGAGUACCAGUACCACGGUGGCAACAGAGUAGGAGGAUCCGACAGCAGACCAGGGAGCCAUCUUGUGAUGUGAUAGACCACGAUCUUCCUUUUGUUUAAGGCUAGAAUUUGGGUGCCAUGGAGUGCCCUUAGUUGAUGACUUAGGGGCUGUGCAUUGGACUUCUUUGCUAUUCUGGACUCCGCUAAUAUGGGCUGAGCGGCAGAUGAUUGCUAGAAUCACGAUUGACGGCACUUCGAGAUACCACAGAUACUACAUGGCAACGAUGAGAGUAUUAAUACAUGGUGAGCUAUUACGAAC
This is a messenger RNA of Cladophialophora immunda, 4676 nucleotides long. RefSeq lists its product as uncharacterized. The transcript has a single exon. The record is from RefSeq and is a predicted model, not a curated record. Bases 337 to 4410 code for a protein of 1357 amino acids. Lineage: Eukaryota; Fungi; Ascomycota; Eurotiomycetes; Chaetothyriales; Herpotrichiellaceae. Gene Ontology annotation, molecular function: hexosyltransferase activity; UDP-glycosyltransferase activity. Gene Ontology annotation, biological process: carbohydrate metabolic process.